Molecule: messenger RNA, 477 nt
Organism: Sceloporus undulatus (fence lizard)
Lineage: Eukaryota; Metazoa; Chordata; Lepidosauria; Squamata; Phrynosomatidae
Product: myotubularin-related protein 5-like
Exons: 3
Biological process (GO): regulation of Rab protein signal transduction
Cellular component (GO): cytoplasmic vesicle
Source: RefSeq, a predicted model, not a curated record
AGGACCAUCUCUCUGAGGGCAGGCGACAGGCAGGUGAUUCAGACGCCCAUCAACGACUCUCUUCCUGUCAGCAACUGCAGCAUGGCCCUUCUCUUCCGACAGCUUGGAAUCACCAAUGUGCUGUGCCUCUUUUGUGCGGCCCUCACGGAGCACAAGAUCCUCUUUCUGUCCAGCAGCUACCAGAGGUUGACCGAUGCCUGCCGGGCCUUGCUUGCCCUCAUGUUCCCCUUGAAGUACAGCUUCACCUACGUGCCCAUCCUCCCAGCCCAGCUUUUGGAAGUCCUCAGCACGCCGACCCCUUUCAUCAUCGGCGUCAGUUCUGCCUUCCAGCCAGAGACGCAGGAGCUGGUGAGUCCAGAGCCCUGGAGGGUUAGGUGGGACCAUGGUCCUUUGAGAGGGGAAGGGGCCAGGCGAGCGUCCGGCCGGCUUGGAGGCAGCUCCAGGUGGCCGUUGAGGAACCUUGCCCUGCCUUUUUAG